AUGGCUGUGCAACUGAGCCUAUUUAAAAGGCCUGACAUGCGAGCUUUGUCAAAUGAUGGAACUCGUGUCGACUACUUUGAGAAGACCAAAGCUCACUAUGAAACCAAAGAGCCAGACACACAAUUAUUCUUGAAUAUUUCCACGGUACCAAUAACUUUCGGUCGUCUCUAUCAGGAUAAUAACAAGCAGUGGAAAUUCAUCGACUUUGGAGAUGAAAAAAGGGGUGAAAGACGAUACAAAACCUCUGCUCAGUGGUGUGAUAUUAAGCUUCCUUGA
Molecule: messenger RNA, 276 nt
Organism: Cooperia oncophora
Lineage: Eukaryota; Metazoa; Nematoda; Chromadorea; Rhabditida; Trichostrongylidae
Source: the annotation of a GenBank genome assembly